AUGAACUGUGGGAAGUGCCCAGGCACCAUGGACUCGGUCCGCUCCGGACCUUUUGGACACAUCUUCAGACUGGACAACUUUGUCUUUGGUCAAAGUGGAGCAGGGAACAACUGGGCCAAAGGCCACUACACGGAGGGGGCAGAGCUGGUGGUGAGAAUAGAGGCGGAGAGCUGUGAGUGUCUGCAGGGCUUCCAGCUCACACACUCUCUGGGAGGAAGAACUGGCUCCAGUAUGGGGACCCUGCUCAUCAGCAAGAUCAGGGAGGAGUACCCAGACCUUAUCAUGAACACCUUCAGUGUGGUACCCUCCCCGAAGCAUGCCGUGUUCCGCGGCCGCAUGUCCAUGGAGACCAAGAACAGCAGUACCAGGACGCCACGGCUGAGGAGGAGGGGAGAGUUCCAGGAGGAUGUGGAAGAGGAUGCCUAG
Molecule: messenger RNA, 426 nt
Organism: Pungitius pungitius (ninespine stickleback)
Lineage: Eukaryota; Metazoa; Chordata; Actinopteri; Perciformes; Gasterosteidae
Product: tubulin beta chain-like
Exons: 4
Coding region: 1-426 (141 amino acids)
Biological process (GO): microtubule cytoskeleton organization; mitotic cell cycle
Cellular component (GO): cytoplasm; microtubule
Molecular function (GO): GTP binding; structural constituent of cytoskeleton
Source: RefSeq, a predicted model, not a curated record